AUGAGGAAAGUCAUCACUGUGGAUGCAACUUUUCUGGAAAUUGUUAAAGGUGGUGUUUUAAUUAUUGCCACGGCUCAGGAUCCAAACCGUCACCAUUAUCCUAUAGCUUUUAGUGUCGUUGAUGGGGAGAAAAAUGCAAGCUGGAAUUGGUUUUUCACAACGCUGAAAACUGUUAUACCGGAUUCGACGGAAUUGGUGUUCGUUUCAGACAGAAAUACAAGUCUCAUUAAAGCCGUUGCUGAAGUGUAUCCGAUGUCUAAACAUGGGUAUUGUAUCUGGCAUCUUUCGCACAAUGUGAAAGGUCAUGUCAAAUACGACAGAGACGAGGUUGCAGAACAAUUCAGGAAAGUUCCACAAGUUUAUUCAGAGGCUGAGUUUGAACAGCAGUAUCAAGAGUUUAGGGAGAGGUAUCUAUGGUGUGCUACGUAUCUUGAUAAAAGUGUCGAUGUCAAAAAUUGGGCGAAGUGUCAUUUCCCCGGUGCAAGGUGCAACAUAGACACUUCUAAUUGUGCGGAGUCUUGGAAUGCGCUAUUUGAAAAGGCACGAAAGAUGUCUUUACUGCCUAUGCUUGAUACAGUUUUUGACAAAAUGGCUGAGUGGUUCAACAGACAUAGGACGGAUGCAGUAGCCGGACCGUCAUCUCGAAAAUUGGUUCCUUUAGUGGAGAACAAAUUGCAUAAGAGAGUACCGAAAGGUGAAAAACUACAAGUGACUCUGCUGAAUAAUUUUAAGCUUGAAUACAAUGUUAUUGGAAAAGACGGGAAAACUUAUUUGGUGGAUUUGCAGAAUAAAACGUGCAGUUGCAGGAAGUUUGAUAUAGAUAAAUACCCAUGUGUCCAUGCAAUAGGCACUGCCAUUAAGUGUUUAAAGCAUGAUAGACCAAUAAAGUUGAGUGACAUGUAUGAUGUAAUCUCGCCUUAUUACUUGAUUAGUGUGAGGGCUUUGGCGUACCGAAGGACUAUAUAUCCAGACUCUCAUAUGUCUGAUUGGAUCAUUCCAAAAGAAGUCAAGGAAAAGUGUCCCUUACCUCCAGAGUACGGAAAAAAGGAAGAACUCAGGAAAAAGGUUUCCUUCCGCAGGAGAAAGUCGGCCCCGUCCUAA
Molecule: messenger RNA, 1101 nt
Organism: Brassica rapa (field mustard)
Lineage: Eukaryota; Viridiplantae; Streptophyta; Magnoliopsida; Brassicales; Brassicaceae
Product: protein FAR-RED ELONGATED HYPOCOTYL 3-like
Molecular function (GO): zinc ion binding
Source: RefSeq, a predicted model, not a curated record